AUGAACAAUACCGACCCAACCCACCGCAAAGCCAUAAUCGGCAACCCCAAUGCCUCCUUCUGGCUCUACGACUCAUCCACAGGCUUCGAUCUCACUCACCGUCCCACCCCUACCUCACCAACUCCAACACCAACCUACACAAUCCUAACAACCACGAUCCCCAUCACCAUCUCCCCCUCCAAAUCCGCCCUCGUGAUCAUCGACAUGCAGAACUUCUUCCUAUCCCCUCAUCUCGGCCGACCCAGCGAUUCCAAAGGCCUCCUCGCCCAACGACAGCUCCUCGACCACGCCAUCCCGGCCGCCCGCAAGGCCGGCAUCCGCAUCAUCUGGCUGAACUGGGGCUUGACCAACGAAGAAAUCGCCACCAUGCCACCCGCCACCCUUCGCGCUUUUGGCUUUGAAACUGUCCUUGCCGGUGACUUCCCAUCAUAUGCGACUAUCGACGCGAAGCAAGCAGCUAUCGACUCUCACGGCGUCAACGAGGGCUGUGACAAGCUUAGCAACACUCAAAUCGAGACAUCGGGCAAAAACCCCCGCAUCUACAAAGGCCUUGGGACCGAGAUCGGGCAUGUCGAAUUGGACGACGGGUCUACUGUGCCCGGUGGUAGACUUCUCAUGCGCGACACUUGGAACGCCGACCUGACGCCGUCCUUAAAGAGGGCAUACGAAGAAGGCAAGACAGCCAGUCCACCGGACAUCUGGAUCCACAAAAACCGCAUGUCAGGCCUGUGGGGCGCAAGUACAGCAUGCACGGAAUUUCUAGACCAAGAAGGCAUAAAGACGCUAUUCUUCGCCGGGGUCAACACCGACCAGUGCGUUGGUGGCAGUCUGCAAGAUGCAUUCACGAAAGGAUACGAUGUGAUUCUCCUAUCCGAUGGCGCCGGCACGACGAGUCCGUCGAGUAGUCAGGAGAGCAUUGAAUUCAAUUGCGCGAAGACUUGGGGCUUUUGCACGACGUGCAAGAGUUUUGCUGAGGGAGUGGGAUCAUAA
Messenger RNA from Rhinocladiella mackenziei CBS 650.93, 990 nucleotides. RefSeq lists its product as uncharacterized. The transcript is spliced from 2 exons. The record is from RefSeq and is a predicted model, not a curated record. NCBI's taxonomy places the organism in Eukaryota, Fungi, Ascomycota, Eurotiomycetes, Chaetothyriales, Herpotrichiellaceae. Bases 1 to 990 code for a protein of 329 amino acids.